Messenger RNA from Centropristis striata (black sea bass), 6189 nucleotides. It is a transcript of the gene phlpp2, whose product is annotated as PH domain and leucine rich repeat protein phosphatase 2. The transcript is spliced from 18 exons. The record is from RefSeq and is a predicted model, not a curated record. Gene Ontology annotation, molecular function: protein binding. The coding region runs from base 300 to 4409 and encodes 1369 amino acids. NCBI's taxonomy places the organism in Eukaryota, Metazoa, Chordata, Actinopteri, Perciformes, Serranidae.
GCCUGAAAAACUGCUGGGCGAUUUUAAAAUAAGCCUCUAAUUUUCUGGAAAUGCUGGAAAAAUUCUGGGAAAAAAAGUGUCAACUCUUCUACUAAAUAAUAGAUUUUUCAGCCUCUGUAGCAGAUAGAAAUGAAAUUCAAAAAGUAUUUGAGAGCUUAUACAAAUACUACAAAACGACGUAUCCGCUUUCCAGGCUUCAAUGGGUUAAUGUGCAGGUGUCUGAAGGCUGUUAAAGAUGCUGAAGUGUCUCUGAUUCUCUCUGUGUGUUAUAAUGAGUGUUUCUGUGUCAGCAGCGCAACAUGAAGCGUAACGGGAGUCGCGGCUGUGUGACGAGAAAGACCAGAUUUGGAUCGAGAGAGCGGGACUGGCUGAAGGGGGACACCCAGCGGGGCUGUGUGUGUCUGUAUGGGGGCACGGUGGACCCCCAGCCCCCGGCCUCGGGCCCCCAGGCCUCCUCCACCCCCCAGACAGACCUGCAGCUGGUGCUGUGCUCCACCACCACCACAGUGGAGGAGCUGUGUGCUCAGAGGGACGGAAAGGGACUCUAUGUUCAGCUGCACGGAGACCUCGUCAGGAGGCUGGACCCCUCUGAGCGUCCGCUCCACAUGUUGUACGACUACCUGGCAGCGAUGGGCUACGCUGAGCCCGUACGAGUCCAGCAAGAAGCCGCCAACUCAGACCUCAGCUGUUUGAUCCGGUUCUACAGUGAGCGUCCAGUGAAUGCAGACCAGCAGGAGCGGACCCUGCUGAAAGGAGUUUUCAGCGUCAGGAAGGGAAAGACGCAGCUGCAUAAGUGGGCAGAGCGGCAGGUGAUCCUGUGUGGCACCUGCCUCAUCGUGGCCUCGGUCAAAGACAGCCUGACGGGGAAGAUGCACAUCCUGCCCCUGGUGGGGGGAAAGGUGGAGGAGGUGAAGCGGAGGCAGCACUGUCUGAUGUUCAGCUCGGCCGGAUCUCAGGCCCAGACCUACUUUGUCAACUUUGACACACUGGUGGACUACCAGAGAUGGCACCGGCAAGCUUCAAAAGUGGUGUCUCAGACCGUCAGCCUGGUGGACCUGUCCUGCUACAGUCUGGAAGCUGUGCCUGAGUAUCUGUUUUACAGUCAGGACAUCACCCACCUCAACCUGAGACACAACUUCAUGAGCCUGCAGGGCCCCGGAGGGCUGCUGCACCUGCCCAGGUUUUCUCAGCUGAAGAGCCUCAACUUGUCUCACAACCGUCUGGGUGUGUUCCCUGAGUGUGUGUGUGAGAUUCUCACCCUGACGGAGCUCAACCUCUCCUGUAAUAAUCUGCACACCGUCCCAGUACAGAUAGGAAAUCUUCAAAGCCUGCAGACGCUGUCUUUGGAUGGAAACCACCUCAGCUCCCUGCCUGAAGAGCUGGGUGGCCUGUCCCAGCUCAACAGCCUUGGGCUCUCUUUCAACAACUUCUCUCACAUCCCCGCUGUGCUGGAGAGGCUGAGUGCAGUGGACAAGCUGGCCAUGGCUGGGAACAGAGUGGAGAGUCUGGAGUUGUGUGUUCUGGCCAGAAUGAGCCACCUGAAAAACAUCGACCUCCGGCUGAACGGGCUCCUCUGGGUGAAGAGUGAGAGUCUGGAGGCAGUGAGCCAGGUGACCCAGCUGGACUUACGAGACAACCGGCUGGACUCAGUGGACCUGAGCUCCGUCUGCAACCUGGAGACUCUUCACGUCCAGCGCAACCAGCUGGGGAGCCUCACGCUCAGCGGCUUCACGCUGCGCAUGCUGCACGCCGCCAGCAACCGCCUUUCAACAGUCAACAUCUACCCCGUCCCCAACCAGCUGACACACCUGGACCUAUCACAGAACCUUUUGGAGUAUCUUCCCGACUGGGUGUGUGACUGCAGAAAAAUUGAGAUGCUGGACGUCACGCACAACCUGCUGUCUGAGCUUCCUUCCAGGCUGCUCAACAGCUUGAGUCUGAGAAAACUGCUGGCGGGGAACAACCGUCUGCAGAGAGUGCCUGACCUGCUGGACCACAUCCCUCUGGAAGCCCUGGACCUGCAGCACAACAAGCUAGCCGAGCUCCCCGACAGCCUCUUCUACAAGGCCUUAAACCUAAAAUACUUAAACGUGUCGGCCAACGCCCUGGAGAGCAUUCCUCCCAGCAGCCCGUCGGAGGAGAGCCUCAGCACGCUGCAGGAGCUCUACCUGACCAGGAACAACCUGAACGAGAACUGUGGUGCUCUGCUGGUUGGACACCAGAACCUUCGGGUUCUCCACAUCGCCUACAACCAGCUGCUCUCCUUCCCUGCCAGUAAGCUGAGUAAACUGGAGAUGCUGGAGGAGCUGAAUCUAAGUGGCAACAAGCUGAAGACGAUCCCGUCCACCGUGUCCAGCUGUAAGAGGCUUCACACGCUCAUCGCUCACUCCAACCACAUCACUGUCUUCCCAGAGAUCCUCAACCUGCCCGAGAUCAAGCUUGUAGAUCUGAGCUGUAAUGAGCUGACGGAGAUCCAGCUGCCCGACUCGCUGCCUGCCACUCUGCAGGAGCUCGACCUGACAGGAAACAGCAGCCUGAUGCUAGAACACAAAACCCUCAACCUCUUCAGUCACAUCACCACCUUGAAAUUAGACCAGAAAUCCACCACGACAACCGGUGACUCACAGAGUGCCUCCACCCCCUGGAACCACGGCUACUCUGAGAUGAGCGGCCAAAGAAACAAGUUGUGUGUGUCCGUGCUGGCUGUAGACCGGUUCGGUGACGGCGUGGAAGCAUGUUACGGCAUCUUCGACGGAGACCGCAAUGAGGAAGUGCCUCGGCUGCUGCAGUGCACCAUGGGAGAUGUGUUGUGCGAAGAACUGCAGCAUUCCAGUAUUGACAAUGUGUAUAUGUGCAACACUUUUCUCACCUCACACAGGAAACUGGGGAUGGCUGGCCAGAAACUGGGUGCUUCUGCCUUGCUGUGCUAUAUUCACCACGAGCCUUCAGAUCCAGGAGGCUCCUUCAGCCUCACCGUGGCCAACGUGGGAACCUGCCAGGCCGUGUUGUGUCGGGACGGCCGGCCUGUUCCUCUCUCCAAGGUUUACAGCCUAGAGAACUGCACUGAGGAGAUGGAGAGAGUUAAACUCAGUAAAGCCAUUAUUACAGAGGAUAACAAGGUGAGCGGGGUGACGUGCUGCUCUCGCCUGCUGGGCUGCUCUUAUCUCUCCCCCUGGGUGCUUCCCAAGCCCUGGGUGCACACCGAGCCGCUCUGCUCCCAGGACGAGUUCCUGAUCCUGGGGAACAGAUCGCUGUUUGAGCGCGUCUCCUACCAGGAGGCCGUGUGCACCGUCCAGGCCGUGCGGGAUCCCCGCGCCGCCGCCAAGAAGCUGUGUUCUCUCGCCCAGAGUUACGGCUGCAAGGACAACCUGGAGGCUGCGGUGGUGUCCCUGAACAUCGGAGAGGACAGCUGCACCUGUGAGCCCCCCGUCUCCACGGCCGAGCCGCGGGGGCCCCCUCCCACCCCCGUCCCUGUGCCUGUUACCGUGACGCCCGGCCCCACCGACCCACCACCGGUAACCCUCUCCUCCAGCAGCGGCGUGGUCUCCGAGUUCAACAGCGAGACGUCGGCCUCGGAGGUGGGCAGCGAGGCGGGGUCCACCGCUUCGGACGAGCACCCGUCCUCCGCCCCCGCGGCCCGGCCGGAGAGACGCUGCAGCCUGCACCCUGCUACCACGCUGUGUGGCAUCAUGGUGCCGGGCUCCGUCGGGGCGGUAACCCACCCGGGGUUGUUCCAGCGGCAACCUUCUUCCGCCACGUUCUCCAGCAACCACUCCGACAACGGCCUGGACAGCGACGACGAAGCUCCGCUGGAGGGGGUCAUCUCCAACGGCAGCAAGCUAGAGGUGGAGGUAGACAUUCACUGCUGUGCUUUCCAGCUACGAUCAGGGGCCCCCGAGAGCCCCAAAGACUUGGACCUUGAUAAGCGAGGCUCCGACUAUCCCAACGGGAAGAUGCGCCGACAGAACAGCGUGGUGGUGUCGGCCACUAACGGCUGCCUGCUGGCGGUGUGUGGGAGGGAGAUCGCAGACCUCAAGAAGUCUCCGUCCACGUCCAGUUUGUUCGGGAAGAAACUGUCCAACGGCUCCGUGGUGGCCCCCGAGGACAGCCACAACCUCAUCGAGGUGGCCCUGGAGGCUCCCAAAAAGAAAUCUGGCUACUUCACUGCCCCGGCACAGCAGGACCCCGAGGACCAGCUCAUCGUGCCUCCCAGUCUGGAGCAGGAGGUCCGGGAGCAGCUCAGAGGCCAGAGCCCUCUAGUCUCAGGCCCGCCUUUACCCUCCAUACCCCCGUCCUUAAAAGACCCCGUGUGGGACCACCCACACCCCCCUGCGUUCCCCUCCAACCUGCUCCCCUGCCCGGGCCCCGCCCCCAUCCUGCAGCAGGAAGUCUAUGAUACUGCCCUCUAGAGGACCGGGGUUGUUGUUCUGGAGUUCUGUGAUCGUGCCAUUCCAGGGAAGAAGAGGAGACUUUUCUCAUACGAGGGGAUAAUUCCAAUUCAAGUUGCCAUUCAGAACCUGUGGGACCUCGAUAGUCACUAAGUGAUGCUACGCCAUUAAUGUGAGGUAAAAAAAAAGAAAAGAAAAAAAGAAGAAGAGAAGGGUUUCUGUGCACGUGUGUGUGAGUAUCCAAGAAAACAGGGGCGACCAAAAAUCCCAAUUCAUAACAUGACGUUGUGAACAGGAUGGCUGGCUGUUAUAGACCAAAACAAGCCUGACUAGAAAUGUGUUCAAACAUGUCAGCAACAUUUCCCUUUACUUGGAAAGCAAGCGAGCAAUCUAGAGGGUUUGAUGAGUGGAGAUAGUGUUCAGAUCUCCUCUCCAGGGGCUCCGUGGUCUCUCACAGCGUGGAGAGAAGGAAGCCCUGUGACUGAAACUUGAAAAAGUGCCUACUGCAGACGAGUCAGCCUCGAGCUCCCCACGUACCCGUCCAGGCCGUGUUGGGGGACGUGAGCCUGGAGGAGGGACGGCGUCUCCAAGAGACCGACUGGCACCGCUUCUGCUUCUCCUCCUCUUCCUGUGGCUUACAAAGAAAAAUCAGACAGUAGAAAAGCUUGAGAGGCACAUAGAGACAAAACAACUUGGGUUUUAUUUUUAACAUUCCCACAGAAUAUGUAUGGAAUCUUCUAUAUAGGAUAAAUUAAUUCUAUAUACAGUGUUUUAGGACAACAACACUCACAACUAGCAGCCAAACUGUGUGCGUGAAGCUGCUGACGCCCAGAUUGAAAAGCGUCGCUUUUUAGAGCAAAAAUAAUAUCAAAGUCAUUUAACUGUACAGAGCGGAUGUGUUGUAGAGUUCAAAAAUCCUUAUAGCAGUAUAAUCUGUGACAGUGCAUGAUCAAACGAUCUCCUUAAAAACCACAUUAGCAAAAUAAAAGUUUAAUUUAAAUUUAAAGUCAGAUUUACGGUCACAGCGUAGUGGACCCCAGGAUGUUUGGAUAUCAUUUUUAUUUUUAUUUAAACAAACCAGACAAGGCACAAAAGUGAAUUAUUACACAGUGUACUGUCAAGAAAUGAAGGCUAGAAGAAGUAUUUGUAAGUACUGUAAGACAUGGAUACACUUUGUUUGUGUGUCCAAACUUUGGAGGCUGCUACCCUUUUAAAUGUGGAAACAUUAAUUCAUGUCCUCGCAGGCAGAUUCACUUAUUGAAUUUUUCUUUUUCUUUUUUUUUACAUCUUAGCCAAUCUUUUUUCCAGCUUUGCUCUCUAAAACACUGCCCACACGAAGAAGAAUUUCAAAAUGUGUUAUUUUGGCCAUUAUAAACAGAACCAAACCGUAUUUUUUGAUAUUAUGCACAAUCUGGUCUGCAAAUGAUUUGGUUCUUAACAAGAUUUUUUCCAAAGUGUUGGAUAGUUUAUCUUUUAAGAGUUAAUUUCUUAUUUUAAGCUUUCAACAUGCUCAUUUCUAGAAUUAACAAUCUUAAAUCGAGAAAUCUUGUCAAGGUAAAUUAUCUGUCCAUGCAGCAAGAUAAUUCCCCUCAGAUUCAGUGUUUUUAUCUGGUUUUUAGACACACCUCCUUUUUUUGCAGUGUGCACACAAGAUGUCAUGAAGUUUGACACAGUAUGUGCAGAAAUUUGGGACUUCAAAACAAGUUGUCAUUCUAUAAUUUGAUGUACCGGUAGUUAAAUUUUUCCCUCUCACAUGAUGAAUUUACAACAUUUCCUGAUGAGGGAACAAUGCUUCUGUUGA